CGGAGCAGGCACGGGGGCAGGGGCAGGGGCAGGCAGCCGCGGGCCAUGAAGGAACAGUCAUCCGCUCGGCCGCGGGGCUUGCGCUUGCGCUUGGGCUUGUGCUGGUGCUUGUCGUCAUAGUCCCCCGAAGGCUGUUCUGGGCCUCGGCACGACGAGCCAUAGAUCGCUCGAUCGAGCACGGGCAUAAUGCUUGGAUUUGUUUGCCUGCAGGCGUGGAGCGAGCGAGCGGGGACGGAAGGGCAGCAGCUGAUGCAUGCUUUUGUGGGUGGUGGUGGUUGUUUGGACGACGGUCGGUACGAGGAAUAAUUUGCAAGUUUGAAGUGAAGUGAUUAUCGAGCAGGCGGGGGCGGGAGCAGGAGCAGGGCAAGCAGCCGAUCGAUUGUUGGGGCUGCGGUACAUUGUGGAGGUGGCGAGCGGAGAAGGAGUGGAAUUGGAAGGAGCGGCGUCAUCGAGUGGGCGAGGGGUGAAGAAUAAGCCCAGUUUACAGAUCGUAAGCUGUAACAUGGCGUCAGGUGGUGCUGCAAAAGUCGGAUCUUCCUGCCGCGCUUUAGCAGAAGAUCUCGCGCCCUUCUCAGGAGAUUGUAGUAUUCUCUGAGCUGGCGACGUCAGCGUUCGAUCCGACGGAGUAAUCAGCUUGGUUCACCCUCUUCGAUGAGGGACAUCCCGCUCAAUGUCACAUCACGCGGAGAGGUUCUCUCGAGCUUAAGCACAUGUGAAGUUGAGUUUUGUGCUCGAGGUCCCGGAGGCUCUCGUUUGCGCGAACUUUUGUCGGAAGGCCAGCAGACUUUCUGCAAUCAGGAAGCCUAGAGCUUGGUCGAAGUUUGCCACACAUCUCGGACGCGAGCUGGAGGCGAGUUUUUGGUGCAGCGGUGCAUAGUUGUAUAGAUUAGGGAGAUGGAGCUGCAACAACGCAGGGAUUAGAUUCCGAAGGAUCUCUUGCACAGUGAUGAUCUGAGGAGGCGCUCAUUUCAGCUAUGAGAUACGGUGGAUCAUGCCCCAGAAGUGAUUUUGAUCGUCUGCCAGAAGGAGAAAGAAUAUCACGACAGUGCACGCAGAACUAUGGAUGAGUUUGAUCAGUGGAUCAACUCUCAUGAGACACUGGAUGGAAUGUCAGCUACAACUGCAGCGGACCUUGAACGCGAGAUUCGUCGUGAGGGGGAGGAGAUUAGGAGAAUGACGCAAGUCAUGAAAGAGAUCAGCGAGCGGAAAGAGAGGGCCACUAGGAAGACGAAGGUCCUGCAAGCGUUAGCAUGGGGAGCAGGGGAGGAGGUGAAAAUGGUGACCGAACGCCUUCAUCAGGUUAAACAGGAGAAGCAGCGUUUGGAGGAAGACAACAUUCUCAAGGAUCAAUGCAUUCGUUCUCUCGUGGAUGAGCGAAAGCAAUUUUUGUCUAAGAUUAGUGAGCUGUCCGAGGAUCUCAACACGCUUAGGCGCUCGGAUCAGGACCGGAGUCAACUUCUGAAUGAAAAGAAGGAACUCCUGUCGAAAAUCAACGUGCUCACGGAUGAAAAUAGUUCACUGCAGCGGUCGGAUCAGGUGCACAAUCAGGUCGUUCACGACAGGGAUGAACUUCUGUCGAAAAAUUCUGUGCUUUCUGAAAGGAUCAAAGCUCUUGAGCGGACGGAACAGGAGCGAGCCGUGCUGGUCAGCGAAAGGGAGGAACUUCUGUCGAAAUUGAGUUCACUUUCUGAAGAGGUCAGUACGUUGAAGCAGUCGGAUGCCCAGCAACUAGGACAGCUGCUGGACGAAAACAAGGCACUUGUGUCUACAGUCAGUCAGCUCACUGAGAAUCUCAAAGCAUUGGAGCAGUUGAAACAAGGGCAGGAGACCCAUGUCGAGGAGAAGAAGGGAUUGCAAUCAACCAUCAAUGUACUUACUGCAGAGAUCGAAGCAUUGAAGCGUUUAGAUCAGGAGCGUGCACAGCUUUUGAAGGACAAGGAUGAAUUUGUAGCGAGGAUUGAUGUGCUGACUGAAGAGUCCAGGGCUUUCAGGCAGCUGGAACACGAGCGAGUACAGCUCAUCAACGAAAGGGAGGAAUAUCUGUCUACGAUUAACGUGCUCACGGAGGAUAUAAAUUCACUCCGGAGGUUGGAUCAGGAACGAGUGCUGCUAGCCAAAGAGAAACAGGAACUCCUGAACACGGUCAAUGUGUUGAACGACGAGAUCGGUUCUCUCAGGCUGCUGGAUCAUGAGCGCGUACAGCUUGUCAACGAGAAAGAGAAGCUUUUGGGGGAUAUCAGUGUUCUUACCGAGGACAUUAACACAGUUAUGCGGCUGAAUUCGGAGGGAGAUCAGGAGCGGAAGAACCUUGCUGCAGAAAGGGAGGAGCUUCUGACCAGAGUUAGUAACCUCACCGAAGAGAUCAGUACAUUCAAGCGACUUAUCGAAGAGCGAGCACAGCUGUACGAGUUGCAGCGAGAAGAGUUAGAGCUGGAAAUGAAACAAAGGGUAGUGGGUAUGGAGCUUCAGCUCAAAGAUGCGGAUAAGAAGAUUCGUGCAUUAGAAUCCAGCUCGAAGGCUACUGCUAGACUAUAUCAACAAAAGCAGGAGUCAUUCAAGGUCUGCUUACAGAAAUUUAUGGCCGAGCUUCGUGAUCUUCGAGCAGAAUCGGAUAGUAGUAAGCAUUUGGUUCUAGGAUUCCACGAUGACUGGCAGAGAUGGAUUGACGACGUCGGUGUGGGAAUCCAAGAAUCUACGAAAGCAGCCACCGGAGGAUAUCAAAAGCUACUCAUAGAGAACCGUAAGCUCUACAACGAAGUCCAAGAUUUGAGGGGUAACAUUCGAGUUUUUUGUCGAGUCAAGCCCAUGGAGGGUGCACACGCGGGAACGCCAAGUGUAGUUGACUACGUGGGCGAAAAUGGGGAUAUAAUGGUUGUGAAUCCCAAUAAGCAAGGUAGAGAUUCCCAUCGUAUCUUUAAGUUCAACAAAGUCUUCGGCCUGAGUGCAUCUCAAGAACAAAUCUACAGAGAUACCCAACCAUUGAUCCGCUCUGUUCUUGAUGGCUACAAUGUGUGCAUUUUCGCCUACGGUCAGACAGGUUCCGGCAAAACUUACACCAUGAGCGGUCCUAGAAGUAGUACCGAGGAGCUCGACUUUGGUGUGAAUUACCGGGCACUGCAUGACCUGUUCAAAAUAUCCGAGAACAGGAGGGAUACAUUCCAGUACGAGAUUGGAGUGCAAAUGAUAGAGAUUUAUAACGAGCAAGUCCGUGACUUGCUCUCGUCCACUGCUACGGGACAGAACAAGCGACUUGACAUCAGGAAAAAUUCCCAGCAACUUGGAUUCAACGUUCCAGAUGCUUGCUUGAUGUCUGUGCGGUCGAAGGAGGACGUGUUAGAGCUCAUGGCCAUAGGUGAGCAGAAUCGUGCAGUAGGUGCGACUGCUCUGAACGACCGAAGCAGUCGAUCUCACAGUGUUGUGACUGUCCAUGUGCACGCUGUGGACCUCAACUCUGGUUCCCGACUUCGAGGCUGUCUUCAUCUGGUCGAUCUUGCAGGAAGUGAGCGUAUCGACAAGUCUGAAGUUACCGGAGACAGGCUGAAGGAGGCGCAGCACAUCAACAAGUCACUGUCGGCUCUAGGGGAUGUGAUUGCGGCUCUUGCGCAAAGAUCGACACAUGUACCUUACCGGAACAGCAAACUGACUCAGCUGCUUCAAGACUCUUUAGGUGGGCACGCCAAGGCACUCAUGGUCGUCCACAUCAACCCGGAUGUCGACUCAUUUGGAGAAACACUGAGCACCCUGAAGUUUGCAGAGAGGGUUGCAGCUGUGGAGUUGGGUCUGGCUCGUAGCAACAAGGAACCUGGGGAAUUGCGGGAGCUCAAGGAGCAGGUAUCUGUGAUGAAGGACAUCAUAGCCCAGAAGGAUGCGGAAAUGCACCGACUCAGAGACCUACGAAUUUCCACUAUCAGUGGGGACAGGGUCAAAGGAAAAGGCACAACAGCGCUGAUUCCUCAUAAGCUUAUCAAGGAGAGUUCCCUUGCGAGGAGGGCCAAGUAUUCCGCCUCUGGCUCCCCCCGUUUCUUGGUCGGGCAGAAUCAUCAUCAUUUGGAAGAACCCAAGUCACCUCUCGGUAAUGCGAUAAGUAGAGAUCACCUCCACCACUCGUCUCACCUCGGUGGAUCAGAGAACCACCAUCCACAAUUGACCAUGGGGCAGCAGCAAAAGUCCUCAGUUGUGGAUCAUCCUGAGUCACAACUGCCUCGCUAUACAGGAAAAUCCUGGCUGCACAGGGAGUCUCUAUAACGGCAACAAUAGCUCUAGAAAUAGCACCAUCUACACAUGUGAUGAAAUGUUAAUUGUAUGUGCGUACGGUGAGAAGGUUGGUUGCCAGCAUCGGUUUUCUUGAUCACAGUGGUUGCUGUCCAUAGAAUCUUUCUCAGCUCAAUGCGGUGACAGAGACCGGAGAUUUAUGGUUCUCGGCAGCUAGACGAAGAUAUGCAACAAGAGCAUACCAACAUCUCAGGGAAAUCGGAGUUCACAACCAGUUCAAAUAUUUGCUGAAAUUCAGUUGUACCUUGCGUUUAGAGUACGUUUGAAUGCUUAAGUAGGAUAGUGAAUAUCACUCCACAACCCAAGUAGAAACUAGGUAAUAUUAGGCCAUGUAGUUUUAGGUGAGGUGGAUGAUGAGCAUCAUUCCCUGUGUUUGCCUGCUCCCUACAUCACACCUUCAUCCAGCUUGCCGUGACUGUCGAAGCAUGGUUCCUUUUUGUACAUCAUGAACUGGAGCGUGGGGAUCAGCAACGUGUCGGUGUCGCUCAAGGCUGAUGAAAUUCAUCAGCAGAAGAGCUCUGCGACUCUUCUAGCGCUUUAGACAGGUGACCGUCUUCGGUCCUUCAACUCAACAUCUGUACAGUGUUUGUCACAUGGCCCUUCUGGAUCACGUGGUCAUAAAAAUAUCCACCCAUUCAUUGUAGUGAUCAAACCUUUCU
This is a messenger RNA of Marchantia polymorpha subsp. ruderalis, 4931 nucleotides long. The record is from the annotation of a GenBank genome assembly. NCBI's taxonomy places the organism in Eukaryota, Viridiplantae, Streptophyta, Marchantiopsida, Marchantiales, Marchantiaceae.